Molecule: messenger RNA, 680 nt
Organism: Tinamus guttatus (white-throated tinamou)
Lineage: Eukaryota; Metazoa; Chordata; Aves; Tinamiformes; Tinamidae
Source: RefSeq, a predicted model, not a curated record
AUGUCCGCUGGGCUCACCCUGCCGCCGUCCCCAGGUACAGCCUGUACUCCCGCACCCGCCUCCUGCCACUCCAUCCCCCAGCCCGUGGCCUUCGGUGCGGUGAAAAUCCUGCCCAUCCCCGUGCUCUCCAACAACUACAGCUACCUCGUCAUCGACACAAGCUCUGGGCGAGCGGCUGUCAUCGACCCUUCUGACCCGCUGGCUGUGCAGGCUGUCAUUGAAGAAGAGGGGGUGCUGCUGGAGGCCAUCCUCUGCACCCACAAACACUGGGACCACAGCGGGGGCAACGCGGCGCUGCGCCAGCAGCACGGUUCCUGCAAGGUGUACGGCAGCGCCCUGGACGCCGUUCCGGAGCUCACCAACCCGCUCGCGCACAAGGAGAGGCUGAGCGUGGGCUGCCCGCGCUUCGGGGCGCUCGCCACCCCCGGGCUCUUCGAGGGCUCCCCGGAGACCAUGCUCGCCUCCCUGGACGCGGCCGUGGGCCUGGGAGAGGACACGCUGCUGUGGCCAGGUGAGCGUCCCUGGGACAUCGGGCGGCCCGAGCCGCGGGGGCUGGCGCGGAGCAGCGGCGAGUCCCGCGACGCCUUCCGCGCGCGCGUCCUCAAGGAGGUGCGCAGGCGCAAGGACCUCUACAAAGCCACCUAGCAGCCCUCCGGCUGGGGGACCCCCGUGCUGCUCGG